AUGAGCCACGCCAAUGGCAUGAAUGCUGGCAUGGGCGGCGGAGGCGGCAUGGUCGGCUUCCCUACCCCAGCUGGCCAUCAGUCCGAUCUCAACUUCAUCAUGCAGAUGGUUGAGGACCUCUCGCGACAAUUGGAGAUCAACCAGCGUAUGACUGCCAGCAUCGUCGAGAAGAUUGGUAAGGUUCGUGAGAGAGCCAAGAACAUGGACCUCACCAACGAUGAGCUGAUUGCCCUCGUUUCUGCCGAGAUGAAUGAAGAUACCAACAACCUCGAGAAGGAGAAUUCCGAGUUGCGUCAGCAGCUUGACAAGUCUGAGUACAACAAGGUUGAGAACUGGAAGCUUGCUGUCCACGGAGCAAACAUCCUCAGCGACAUCCUCGAAAAGAUGCACAAGUUCAAGGAGCAGCACGAGAAGGAUACCCUUGCCUGGCACAAGAACUACCGCAAGCAGCUGGCCGACGAGCGUGAGGAGAACCUCAACCUCCGCAACCAGAUCAACGACAUGAAGGCCGCUGCUUGCCGCGCCAACGAACACCUCCGAGGCCUCCGCCGCUGGCUCACAGACCACGACGAAUUGAACGAACUCCGCAUCCAGAACAUCGCCCUCCGCCAGGAGAAGCGUUCCUGGAAGCGCAUGGCCCUCCCGCACCUCCACGACAGCGACUCUGAGUUCUCCGACGACGACGACCUCAUCGACCCCGAGGAGAAGAAGCGUCUCGCUGCCGAGGCCGCCGAGAAGCGCAAGGCUGAGGAUGGCAAGGAUAAUGGCGAGGGCGGUAGUGGUGGUGAGGGUGUUAGCGCUGUGGCCUAA
This is a messenger RNA of Amorphotheca resinae ATCC 22711, 810 nucleotides long. RefSeq lists its product as hypothetical. The record is from RefSeq and is a predicted model, not a curated record. Lineage: Eukaryota; Fungi; Ascomycota; Leotiomycetes; Helotiales; Amorphothecaceae. The transcript has 2 exons. Bases 1 to 810 code for a protein of 269 amino acids.